Messenger RNA from Cyanidioschyzon merolae strain 10D, 948 nucleotides. RefSeq lists its product as hypothetical. The coding region runs from base 1 to 948 and encodes 315 amino acids. The record is from RefSeq and is a predicted model, not a curated record. The transcript has a single exon. Lineage: Eukaryota; Rhodophyta; Bangiophyceae; Cyanidiales; Cyanidiaceae.
AUGACGUCGCAGACACUUGAGAACAGCGAGGACACCGAGAGCCGGCGGGUGGGAACGCUAGCCGACCGCGAGCUCGUUGCCGAGCUCAUGUACCCGACCUCCGAAGAAAGCGCGUUCAGUUGUUUCCGGUGCGAAAACUGCGCAAGAACGGUGUGGGUGUGCCUUUGCGGCGCCGAAAUAGUGCCCGGAACGACACGGACGGAAGAUCUUGUACCCUUACGUCGGGAAGGAGGGCGUUUGUCCCUGGUAUCCUCGGGGUGGUCGGCUGCGAGUCAGUGUUCCACAGUCGGGUCGCCGUCGCUAAAAGCGCCUCCAACUCCAACAGCUGGCCAUCGGGUGCCAUCAUGCGAUCCUGUGCUGGAUGUGAAGUACGCGGCAAGCAAUGGACCGGUGCUCGGCGAUGAUGGAAAGACGGUGUUUUGCAGCAUGGACUGUUAUUGGAGUGCGUCGUUGGACCCAAAUUGUCAGCGGAUUCGCCUGGUUUACGAGAGAAAGGGCGCGCGCCCUAAGAUUCUGGAACGUCGAUGCGGUAAACCCGGCGGCACAUUGGAGGCGGGAGCGCCUUGUCGUCCGACACGCGGGCGUCCGCCAACCGAUGAGCGAGGAGCACCCGCCGCGUUGCUGCAUCGCCGCCCCGAUGCCAUCGAGUGCAACGCGGGGGCGUCGUCACCGCAGCUGCCGUCGUCGUCGUCGUCGUCGUCGUCGCCGCCCCGCGUCGAUGUAUCCAAGAGGCUGCUCCAGAAACAAGCACAGCUACUGCGAAUUCCGCAGUCGACGCGCACUGCAGAAGAAAACGAUGCCUCGCUCUGGGACCGUCUGCGGUGUGGGAACCAGUGCCAUCAGUCGGGUGAUGUACAGCAUGCGAUGUACGAGCACCAUGCCUACUUUGGAGGAACCUUCCGCCGAACGGUUGGUGUUGAAGUGCUUCGACGAUACACCUGGUGCUGA